Dendrobium catenatum is the source of this 3639-nucleotide messenger RNA. RefSeq lists its product as uncharacterized. The transcript is spliced from 7 exons. Gene Ontology annotation, molecular function: zinc ion binding. NCBI's taxonomy places the organism in Eukaryota, Viridiplantae, Streptophyta, Magnoliopsida, Asparagales, Orchidaceae. Bases 238 to 3606 code for a protein of 1122 amino acids. The record is from RefSeq and is a predicted model, not a curated record.
AAGUACAUUUUCGGAAUGCGCAAGAGGGAGACGGUGAAAGCCCGAGGGAGCGCAAAACAACAAUCUCGAAGAGAAAGUCGGCGAUAAUCUAGGAUUCCGGCGGAUUGGGCGACGAUCGAAGGAUCUUACCGUAGCAGGGAUCGAUUCGCGGUGAAUUUAGGUUUUUUUUGCUGUUGGAGGUUGUGCGUGAGAGGAAAUUGUGAGUAACUGCUUGCUGGGUGUAUUUCGAUCAACUGGAUGCUCUCCGUGGGGCGUAGUAAUGAGGGGAAGAGGAGAUCAGCGUUAGGUUUGGAAGGGAGGGGAGGAGAAAAGAAAAAGGAGAUGGAGGUGAACGAGCUUGAGGAAGGGGAAGCGUAUUCUGGGCAGGAGGACGACAUCGACCCCGAUGCUCUCUCUUACAUCGAUGAAAAACUUCAGCAUGUAUUGGGGCACUUCCAGAAACAGUUUGAAGGUGGUGUAUCAGCAGAGAACUUGGGAGCCAAGUUUGGGGGAUAUGGCUCAUUUCUGCCGGCAUACCAGCGUUCUCCUCCAAUUUUGUUGUCGCAACCUAAGAGCCCAGCUAAGGUGCCAGGCCAAGGCAUGUUGAGCUCACCGUAUUAUUUGCAACCUGAGGUGUCAUGUCAGAAUGCUUCUGUUCUUGCAAAUGCAUCCUUACCUAAGGCCAACAAUGCAUCUGCUGUGCAACCAACCGAGAGAUGUGGUAAAAGGGACAGCUGCAUUGGCUCCUGCAGUAUAGAAGGUAUUACACAGCAUGAGUCUACUAGACAGUCAACCGAGAGUAGAGAUCCUAAGUCGCUGAAGGUGCGGAUUAAGGUUGGACCCGAGAUUGUCUCGACUAGAAAUAAGCCUGAAAUUUACAGUAAAUUGGGACUUGAUGUUUCUCCAUCUCCGUCCCCCGAAGAUAGUCCAGUUGGAAUUAGGGAGCUUUCUCCUGAAUUACCUGUUACGCUUUGUGAAUCUCCAUCCACAGUUCUUCAGAUCAUGACAUGCUUUCCAGUUCCAGGCAAUUAUUUUCUUUCACCUCUUUCUGCUACUCCACUCCAUUUAAUUGAGAGAGAAGACACUUCUAGUAAAAACUUCAAGAGAAGCAUGACACAUAAAGUUUUGCCAGAAAAUUUUAUUGCUUCAUCCAAUACAACUUUGGCUUCAAAAGGUGUUAGAGAUCUAACAAACAAGGAAAAAAAAUCCAGAGAGAAGGGUCAAAAGUUAGUACAAGCUCAUGGGCUUACUUGCGAGGAUGUAAUAACUAUGUACUUGAAGAAUGAAAUUGGAAGCAAAACGCCAGCAGCCCAAAACGUUGCUUUGAGUGCCCAAGAUAUGUCAUUGCCAUCCAAUGUUCAGUCUGUAGAUGUAAAAGAGGAGACAUACCUCGGUGGUAAUUCCACAAAAGAAUGUAGUAAGGUGUUUGAUAUUCAUAAUGAGCAAAAUAACAUAGCGAUGAUGGAAGGAGUUCAUGCACUUGAUUUAAGAAAGGAUAACCACUUAGAGCUCAAUAAUAGCAUGGGAAUGGAUUAUUCAGACAAGGAAAUCAUUCCCUCAAAGGGAAAUGCAUAUUCAAACACACAUUUUACUGAUAAAGUUUUUGAAGAAAAAAAUUAUAAAUUUGACAUAUGCAGAAAAAGCAAGAGUAAGUCCCAGAAAAAUCCUGAUAAAAAGAGAGGGGAUUCUGAUAAAUAUAGGAUGAGGAAGGAUUGUAGUGUUUUUUGUGAGGAACAUGUAAGAGUGCAAGCUCAUCAGAAAACUUGUUCGAAAGAAAAAAAUGUUUUCAAGAUGGUGCAAGCCAAAGAUCAAACAUUUGAGGAUGAAAAAAAUAUUAAGCAAAGUCAAAAUUUUGGCACACUAUUUGGUGUGCCAAACAAAGAAAAAGAGAGCACUGUACUUCCUGUGGAACCUAAAGGAAUAAAGAAGACAUCUCAUCUGAAAGGUGCACAUUUAGAAACCAAGUCUAAAAUAUCUAAGUCACAGAAGAAAUUGAAUAAAGGUCGCAAUACUGAAUCUCAAAGUGAGCUUUUUAUGAGUGCUCACGCCCAACAAGUUGAGAACGUGAGACAUGUUUUAGGUUCCUCAAGAUCUGCUGAAAAAUCAAGGGAAAAAUCAGAAGUUAGCAAGGUUGAAAGUCUUCUUAAUACUGGACCCACCAAUGAUGUACCAGCACCCAUGAAUGAUGCUGUCCCAAACAACAAUUCAGUUUCUGCGAUCAAUGCUUUAGUUUUUAUAGAGGAUAAUUGGGUAUGUUGUGACAUAUGCCAACAAUGGCGCCUUUUACCAUAUGGAAUCAAUCCCGAAAGCCUUCCAAAGAAAUGGCAAUGCAGCAUGCAAUUUUGGCUUCCAGGAUUGAACAAUUGUAACGUCAGUCAAGAUGAAACAACAAAAACUUUCCAUGAGCUUUUUCAGUUCCCUGUUCCUGGGAGUGACCCCAAUUUGACUGCUCAUCUUAAUGCUGCUGCAUCAAGCGUAACAUCAGCUGACACUCUGAAUUCAGGUAGAAGACUGGAAUAUGUUAUGCAUAAUGCACAUUUGAGUGGCAAGAAAAAGCAUCUGUCAAUGGAUGCUUCAGACUUGCAGAAUGAUUUAGCUUUGACAAAUCUACCAAAUUCUUCAAAGAAUUUUCUUGUAUCUUCUGGACAUAAAGGCUUCAUUGAUGAAGGGUAUUGUAUGGAGAUGGACUCCAUGAUCAAACCCAAACCAGGGUUGGCCGCCAGAUCUAUGGACAUUACCCCAGAAAAACAUAUCCACAAACGGAAGGAGAAACAUAAAACUGCAUCAUCCCUAAAAGUUGGAGGUGAUUUAACUGAAAGAUUGGGUAAACAUUUAAAACCUAUGAGCAAAAGAGGAACUGAUGUAGAUGGUCAUGAAGUAUCCAAAAAGUUUAAGAAAGAUGACUCAGACCUUUCUACAAAGGAUUUACAUCCUAGUAUUGAUAUAUCAGGCAGAAUGGCUGUCAAUGGGGAUACUGAAUUGUUGGCAAGAGUUCAUAGGAAUACUUUGCAAAAUUGCAGUGAUCAUUCUUCUUCUAAAGUUUUAAAAUCUAAAAGUGCAUCAUCCAUGAAAUCCAGGGAAAACGUUAAGUCUUCUAAUGGGAAACAUAAAGAAAUCUCUAGUGCUUCAGCAGCAGAAAAAUCUGAUAAGUAUGAUUUUAAUGGUAAGAAGAGGAAACUAAAAGAGCGGCAAGAGAGUCAGGCUUGCCAGGAAAUUUCAAUUAGCAAUGAUCAGGUUUCUGGCAACAGGCCUAUGUUGAAAGAAUCUUUGAUUGAGAGUGAGUUGAGGAGGCAAAAGAUGGCUAAGAUGGCAAAAUCUGAGGGGAAAGAGUCUUGUGCAGUUGUUGCAGGUGGAAAUUUUGAAACGAAUGGUUGCUCAACAAGAAUUGCCUUAUCUAUUAAUGGGAAGCAUUCUCCGUAUGUAAUUGAUAAUGAGGGUGUAGGGCAUGCUUCGGAUGAGCAAAUGGUACAUUACCAAGGGAAUGCAACAUCAGGACAGACUUUGGAUUGUGUUGAUACCUUGAAGCGAGAUGUGACCUAUAUGAGGUCUGUUACUGCAGCUACUUCAACCUCUUCCAUGGUAUCAGGAUCUAAAGUCAACUUACCGGAGCAAGAGGAUCACCAGUAGAGUCCGUUUCUUCAUCCCCAGUAAGGGUUUUAA